Messenger RNA from Fonticula alba, 2190 nucleotides. RefSeq lists its product as hypothetical. Gene Ontology annotation, cellular component: cytoplasm; nucleus; ribonucleoprotein complex. Lineage: Eukaryota; Rotosphaerida; Fonticulaceae. The record is from RefSeq and is a predicted model, not a curated record. Bases 1 to 2163 code for a protein of 720 amino acids. The transcript has 3 exons. Gene Ontology annotation, molecular function: mRNA binding.
AUGCCAAGCACCUUCCCCGACUUCGUCUCGUCCUCAGCAUCCCCCGAGACCGGUUCCUCCUCCUCCUCCUCCCUGACGAUGGCCCCCCCCGCCGCCAAGGAGAUCGCCGACCCCGCUGCUCUUGCCGCUGACGUCGACGCCGAAGCCGCUCUCGCUGCCGCUGCCGCGGCCGACGCGGACCCGGCCGCCCCGGAGGCCGAGCAAUCGCCCGCCGGCGGCCCGGCCCCCCCCGAGCCAGGCGCUUCUGCCACUCCGUCCCCCCCUCCCGUGUGUGCGGUCGACCACCCCGAGGUCUCCCCUCAGCCGGACCGGUGCUCGCCCCCGCCGGAGCCCGUCUCCCCCGCGGAGCAGCCGGAGGAGGCGAAGCAGCCCGGGCAGCCGGAGAAGGCUGCCCAGUCGGAGAAGGCUGCCCGCCGGCAGCAGCAGCAGCAAUCGCAAUCGCAGCAACAGCCCCGACGCCAGCGCCAGCGCACGGGCCAAGCCCCGGCCGCCGACGAGCCGGACACCGCUCCCGGCGCGCAAAAGUACUUCAUCGGCCAGGUCCCACGCAGCCUGGACAGCCGCGGCCUGAUGGCUGCCCUGUCGCAGGAGCUUCGUGCGGUCGGGGCCCCGGAAAUUGGCCAGCGCAUCGUCGACGCGACCAUCGUCCGCGAUCGGGUCACCGGCAACCACCGCGACAACGCGGCUACCAAGCUCUUCAUCGGUCAACUCCCCCGGACCCCCUACCCUUCGACGCCGCCCUGCUCGCUGACCGUGGCCCUGCGAGCCCUCUUCACCACGCACGGCGGCGAAACCCCGCAGGAUGUCAUCGUCAUGCGGACCGUGCACAAUCCCUCCCUGCCGCAGGACGCCCCGGAUGCCCAGCGCAACGGCCUCGGUCGGGGGUGCGCCUUCGUGGUGAUGGCCUCCACCGAGGGCGCCAACCGGGCCAUCAAGGCCCUCAACGGGACCAUGCUCCCGGCGGCUCUCUUCGGCCAGGAUGCCCUGGACGUGGUCAACCGCGACCGGGCCAGCCGUGCUGAGGAUGCCGACCAGGAGCCCCUCGUCGGGCCGUUGGUGGUCAAUUUCGCCGCCAGCCACCAGCCCCGGUCGGCAGGCCGGCACCAAGCCCCGGCCGGGUCCCAGCACCACCCGGCUCCCGGCUCCUCCGGCGGGGCCUACCAUCAUCACCAUCAUCAUCAGGGCUCCGCCGGCCCCGGUGGCGGCAACUACCACCAUGCAUACCAGCACCACUCGUCGCAGCAUGCCCCCGGGCGUGGUCAUCACCACCAUGGCCACUACGGCGGCUCCGGCGGUGGGCCAUCCUUCCGCGGGGCGCCCUACCGCGGGGUGUCUGGCCCCGGGAGACACUCGCAGCGUGGCGGCCCUCGCGGCGGCGGCGGCGGCGGCAACACUGCCGGUGCUCCUGGCGGUGCCCAUCCCCAUGGGCCCUCCUCCAGCAACUAUCACUCCCCCUCGCCCCCGCCCUCGGCCACCGACGGGGGGUAUUACGGUCCUGGGGCCGGGUAUGACCCGGCCACCGCCGAUGGACAGUACCAGCCACAGGCUGCCCCCUCUUCGCGCCGGGGCGACUCGGCGGCGUAUGCCGGCGGUUCGGGCCCCCGGCGGGGGAGUUUCUCUUCCGGCGGCGCCUGGCGUGCCGGCGGCGGCGGCGCCCAUGCAUACGAUCACCCCCCCGCUUCGGGCGCCAGUGGCUACCAGUCCUCGGGCGACCCGGCGUAUCAUGGCGGCGACCCGCGCUACAGCGGCCCCGGCUCUGGCCAGUACCACGGAGCCAUGGGCGGCUCGGCGGCCGGGCCCGCCUCCAGCGGCACCUAUGCCCCGGCAUACCACCACGACCACCACGCCGGCCCCUCCUCGCACUACGGGCACAGCCAGCACCAUGGGGCUGGGCCCGCCGCUUCGGGAGGCGGCCCGCCGAUGGCCCCAUCGGCCGGGCACCAUUCCCUGUCAUCCUCCGGCCAUCACGCCCAUCGUGGUGGCGGCCCGGGCGGGCAGCAGCCGCCCCCCGGCGGACCCGUCCCCGCCGCAGGUUCAUACCCUGGCUACGCUUCACACCACCACUCGGUGUCGGGGCCAUCAUCCACCGCGGCCUCCGGCGCCUCGACCUACGACCACCACCCCUCGCACCACUCUCACCACUCGGCCGACCUUUACCGGUAAGGCCCGGUGGUUUUACCGCCAGCCGGC